Dreissena polymorpha is the source of this 1075-nucleotide messenger RNA. RefSeq names its product ras-related protein Rap-2c-like. The transcript is spliced from 3 exons. Lineage: Eukaryota; Metazoa; Mollusca; Bivalvia; Myida; Dreissenidae. Gene Ontology annotation, molecular function: GTPase activity; GTP binding; GDP binding. Gene Ontology annotation, cellular component: plasma membrane. The coding region runs from base 255 to 794 and encodes 179 amino acids. The record is from RefSeq and is a predicted model, not a curated record. Gene Ontology annotation, biological process: negative regulation of cell migration; Rap protein signal transduction.
CAUAGACACCGAUUAUGGCUAGACUUUGGAAAAUAAUCGAGUAUGUUUAAAAAUGGUGGAUGCUGUUGGUCUUAUUUCCGGCGUUGUAAAGCAGACGUGACAUUUGUUAAAUGCUCCUUUUAGAGAGUUUAUUUCGAUGGUGAUUUUAAUGACUAGCUACAAAGGCAUCCAGAUGUGCAGUUGAAAGAGCUCAUUACAAACACCACAUAAUUAAGAACAGCUUUUUAGGAAGGAAAUUCGUUCAAGUUGAGAACAUGCGAGAAUAUAAAGUGGUGGUUUUGGGAAGUGGGGGAGUAGGCAAAUCAGCACUGACAGUAAAAUUUGUCUCGGGGAAUUUCAUGGAAAAAUAUGACCCAACUAUAGAAGACUUUUACAGGAAAGAAAUAGAAGUGGACGAUGCACCGUCUGUUCUAGAAAUACUCGACACGGCAGGGACAGAACAGUUCGCAUCCAUGAGAGAUCUGUAUAUAAAAAACGGCCAGGGAUUCCUUAUAGUGUAUAGUAUCACUAGCUUUCAAACCUUCCAGGAUAUUAAGACGAUGAAGGAACAAAUCAUCCGGGUCAAAGGUGUGGACAAGAUACCGAUGAUACUUGUGGGUAAUAAGUGUGAUCUUGAACACCAAAGGGAGGUAACUGUAGAAGAGGGCGUGGCCCUAUCCCAAAUAUGGGCGUGUCCGUUCAUGGAGACAUCAGCCAAGAGCACGAACAAUGUGAAUGAGGUGUUUAUAGAAAUUGUACGUGAAAUGAACACUAGCCCUGUGAAGAAGAAGAAAUCUUACUGCACUGUGUUGUAACGGAAGAGAAAACCACUUUACAUUAUUGACUGUGUUUGGACCAUGUUUGUGUCGCCAUCAACCACUGAACGCUAUCGUAGGAGGAUGCUCCAUCCUUUCUUUAUGGAUCUUUGUGCCAAAACAGUGGACCUGCAUAUUGACAAGACCCAGACAUUCAUAGCUUAAUAGUUAUUUAUUCUAAUUCCUGGUUCUUUAUUCAUAAUGCUCCACAGGGUGAUCAUAAAGUGAAACAUUCAAAACUAAUUUUCUAUGGUAAAUCCUCAGAUUUGUGUUUACAAAAU